Messenger RNA from Gigantopelta aegis, 852 nucleotides. Its product is annotated as E3 SUMO-protein ligase ZBED1-like. Gene Ontology annotation, molecular function: protein dimerization activity. The transcript is spliced from 2 exons. NCBI's taxonomy places the organism in Eukaryota, Metazoa, Mollusca, Gastropoda, Neomphalida, Peltospiridae. The coding region runs from base 68 to 748 and encodes 226 amino acids. The record is from RefSeq and is a predicted model, not a curated record.
UACACCAAUACAUAUUGAAUAGUGAAUACAACCACUGAAUGUCACUGAUGUUGGUUUGACAAAUAAUAUGCACGCCCUUACUUCCAGGUAUAGCAAUAAGCAGGAGUUUCUGCAAGAGUGUACUGCACUGGAUCCCCGCUUUAAAGUGUCAUGUGUGAAUGCAGAGCAGCAACAUGAGGUGUACCACAGACUUGCAGUUGAAGCAGCUAAUAUGAAACCACGACUUGUGUCUGUGAAGGUGGAACCAACCACAUCAACCACAACAGUUGCUGAUGACCUACCUGCAUUGCCAGUCAUGCUACCAGAUAUGGAAUCAGCUGAUGCACAGUCUGAUGUCAAACCAGUUGAUGAUGUCACUACAACCUCGACAAAGAUCACAAGUGACCUCACUACUCAGUCUAGUUGUGCCAGUGGUGGUUUAGCCUCCAUUUUAGGUGAUGUUGUUUUCAUAAAGGAGGAGAUGUUACCCAAGAAAUCCAACUUGGAACAGGCAAUAUUCGAAAUUGAUGUCUUCAAAGGUCACGCGCUUAUACCGAUGUCAGAAGACCCAUUGGUAUGGUGGAAAGAACACCACUGGCAGUUUCCUCUUCUCUCACAGUUAGCCAGGAAACGGUUGUGUAUUCCAGCCACAUCAGUACCAUCAGAACAUGUGUUCAGUACAGCUGGGGACAUUGUCACAGCACAGAGGGCUGCAUUCAAUCCUGAAGUUGUGGACAUGCUCAUAUUCUUGAAGAAAAAUAUGGCCUAAAACAUUUAACCUGACACCUGAAACUAAUAAAGAUCAUUAAAAAAUGCAUGCCUCCUUAUUUUAUUAAAAAAACAACCCAUAAAUAUUAAAUAUAAAUAAUAUCA